GACCAUUCUAAACACAAUAUUAAUCUAUCUGCGCAGAGAGCAGCAGCCACCUCGCACACUGCAAGCGAGCGUCGGAACCGCCGUGCAAAAGAGCCGGGCUCGUCUGCAUGUGUGGUUUUAAUUAACUUCAUCUCAUCUCACCGCCCGGGGACAGAAUCCGGAACGGUGCUGCGUCACACAACACUGCCCAUAACACUUUUUACACUUUGAAAAUAAUACAUUUUACAAUAAAAGCAAUUCUGCCGGCCACCCUCUUUACCUGCCUGGGUGAACGCUACUGCACUGCAUUCUUGAAAAUUCACCUCUCGUAUCGAUCUGCUUUCCUGUUUAGGAAGAGACCACGUCCUUGUGCUGGAUGAAGCAAUGAAUCAUGUGCCUAUAAACAGUCGUACAUACAGGACUGCCUUAUUGAGAAGGGUUACGUGUUCCCAAAGAAGCUCUGCUGGUUCCAUGACGAGGACAGGCGGGUACCUGCUUUCAAUCAGGAAAGUUCAUUCUUCACUCUUCAGAAGUACCGGAUUAGUUAUUUUUGACAUGGACUUUUUUUUAAAUCAGAGUACACAACACUAUGGACACAAAAGGUACGUCUGUGAGCGAUGAGGUUCAAAACACAAGCAAAUGAUGCAUUUUUCAUGAGCUUGACGGAGUCACAUGAUGAACCCGUACUGCAGAGAACACGUAUAUAGACGGUGGGAUCGUAAUUCUGUCGCCUUAAUGAACCGCCUCAGAUAACGGCUGUGUGGCACAAAGCCUGCAGUCAGGCGACAAUAUAAAGAAAACCAAGAAGGGAGAAAAAAAAUUAACAGUGUGCGGCAAUGACAUUUCAAGAAAGACCAGCAGGCGACGCUGUUGUGCCAGGUCUGGUCACCUGCGCCGAAAAUGGAGACUCUGGCGACUCGGGAACAGAAAACACUGCAAGCGAAAGCUUACCCAGUGGAUCUUCUGUCUGGCAUGGACUACGAGUCCCUGGGGAGAAGCGGGGAGCACUUCCUUGCAGCGCUGCAGAGUGGCGAUGCCUCCGCAACACAGCGCUUUAUUCUGCCUGAUGGGGGAGAAGAGGUGAACAUCUCAGAAUCGAAUGUGUCAUUCCUUUCUCUGUUCGGAGAGGAGCACCCCAGGCACAGAGUCCUGGCUCUGAGUGAGCAGGAUCGAGCAGUGCUGGCUCUCUACCUGUGCUCAGGCUGGUGGGCUGUGGAGGAAGCCCUGAGGACAUCUGACCCCUCCAGACACGGGCUCGUAGAGGUGCAGUCUGUGGGAGAGAGGCUCGUCCUGUUCAUCCUGAACCAGAUUGUUUACGGGACCCAGGAGAGCCCCCCAGACCAGGACAACCCCCUCUUCACCCCCCACCCCCCCAGGGAGCAGGCCACGAUUCUGUGGCAAGAAGGGGAGGCAGCUGGCUUUUACACCGUCAAGAGGAAAGGUAGCCUGUGUGGCGGCUGCACCAGCUUGUGUUACCAGCUCCCGGUCCUGGACACUGUGUUCGUCAGGAGGAGCUGGAGGAGGAGGGGGCUGUGCCUGGAGAUGCUGGAGGGUUACUGCAGCUCCUUCAAUGGAGAGGAGGUACUGGGGAUCAGCUACCCCGUCUCCACAGCCAUGUACCAAGUCUGCAGAAAGUAUCUGCUGGCACACCCAGAGCAGCGUGAUCGCCUGUACGAGGCAGAGCCUCCGGGACACUGGAGCCAGAGGCAGAGCAUUUGGUUACAGAUUCAGUUGGGGAAGAUUCCUUCAGCUGAUGAACAACAGGCUGCAGCUGAGAGAAUCCUAUUAGAAGAGAGCAGGGCAGACAGCUAUGCUCAAGAGGGUCUCAGUAAGGAGAGUCCUGAUUCCGUUCCUGCUGCAGCCGCCUGCCCUUCGAAACUCAAACGGAAAGGAGGAGCCACCCUGGAAGAAGUUACUCCCAAAGUGAAGAAAUAGUACAAGGAGCGGAGAGGGAGUGCAGCCCAGCUCCCAACCUAACCCUGAAAACCACCACUGUGAAGAACAUGCUUACGACAGGACAGGGGGCAGGGGCACUGCAGCACUGUACGGAGACGGGACGGUGUAGCUCUGCUGACGCAGUGGAGCCGCACUGCAGCACUGUACGGAGACGGGACGGUGUAGCUCUGCUGACGCAGUGGAGCUGCGCUGCAGCACUGUACGGAGACGGGACGGUGUAGCUCUGCUGACGCAGUGGAGCCGCACUGCAGCACUGUACGGAGACGGGACGGUGUAGCUCUGCUGACGCAGUGGAGCCGCACUGCAGCACUGUACGGAGACGGGACGGUGUAGCUCUGCUGACGCAGUGGAGCCGCACUGCAGCACUGUACGGAGACGGGACGGUGUAGCUCUGCUGACGCAGUGGAGCUGCGCUGCAGCACUGUACGGAGACGGGACGGUGUAGCUCUGCUGACGCAGUGGAGCCGCACUGCAGCACUGUACGGAGACGGGACGGUGUAGCUCUGCUGACGCAGUGGAGCCGCACUGCAGCACUGUACGGAGACGGGACGGUGUAGCUUGCACUGCAGUACUGUACGGAGAUGGGACGGUGUAGCGCGUGCUGCUUCUGGUCAAUCUCCCAACAUGACCAGGCUUUCUCUGCAACAUUUAAAUUAGUCAUUUCAAAUGGGCUAAAAUACUUCCAGGAUUGUAAUGUAAUGUACUGUGUGAAGGGAAGCCACUGUAAUUGUGUAUUUCCAUCUGUUCAGUUGGCAUGUCUCUUAAAUUUUGUCCAUGUAAGAACUGCAUGUUAAUGUACAUUUACAUGUGCUUGUAAUAUAUCGCUAUGUGUAUAUGAUGUGUGUGUAUGUUGAUAAGUAUGAGAAUAUUUGUGCACGUUUCUCCAGACUCUGUAUUUUAACUGGGUGCAUACAUUCUGACGAAGCUUGACGUGAGCCAAUAAAAGAUUAUCGUUUGUUUCAGAA
Acipenser ruthenus (sterlet) is the source of this 2900-nucleotide messenger RNA. RefSeq names its product protein FAM169B-like. Lineage: Eukaryota; Metazoa; Chordata; Actinopteri; Acipenseriformes; Acipenseridae. The transcript is spliced from 10 exons. Bases 880 to 1914 code for a protein of 344 amino acids. The record is from RefSeq and is a predicted model, not a curated record.